AUGAACACACUCCUACGCUUCAAACAAGGACUAGAAGAUCCUUCAGGUGUUCUGUCCCCAUGGUUCCCAAAAUUAGACUGUUGUGAAUGGGCUGGAGUCAAGUGUGAUGAUAUCACAGGUAGAGUUACAGAGCUUUAUCUCCCUUGUCAUACAAAUCGUCCUGAACUUGUUCCUUCUGAAGACAAGGAGGACAAAUCACACUGUUUAUCAGGUUCAUUCAGCCUCACUUUGCUGGAACUUGAAUUUUUGAACUACUUGAAUUUGAGCAACAAUGACUUCAAGUGUUUCAAAUAUGGUUCAAGCAGUAGCCAUGAAUGUGAUGACUUGUCAAGAGGUAACCUUCCUCAUUUGUAUGGAAACUCCAACAACCUUCACUAUCUUGAUUUAUCAUAUAAUUAUGAUCUUCUUGUUCAUGAUCUACAUUGGAUUUCUCGACUGACCACGUUGCAAUAUCUCAACCUUGGUGGUAUUUAUAUUCACAAGGACAUUGAUUGGCUUCAACCAGUAACCAUGCUUCCUUCGCUUGAAGAGUUGCACUUGGCGAGUUGUCAACUUGAAAACAUCUAUCCACUUCUUCAAUACGCUAAUUUUACUUCACUUCAAGUUCUAAAUCUCGCUCACAAUCAUUUUGUCUCUGAGUUGCCUACUUGGUUAUUCAAUCUUAGUUGUGACAUCUCUCAUAUUGACCUUAGCCAAAAUCAAAUACGUAGCCAACUACCUCAAACAAUGCCGUGUUUUAGAACUCUGAAGUCAUUGGUUUUUUCUCAUAAUUAUCUCAAAGGACCCAUUCCAAAUUGGUUAGGACAACUUGAACGACUACAAGAACUUGAUCUUGCUCACAAUUUUUUAUCUGGUCCGAUUCCCGUAAGUUUGGGAAAUCUAUCAUCCUUGACUAAUUUGAUACUUGAGUCAAAUGAGUUGAAUGGAGAUCUUCCACAUAAUCUCGGGCAACUUUACAACUUGGAGACCCUUCAAGUUGCAGUCAAUUUCUUAACUGGAGUUAUGUCUGAAAGAAAUUUACUUUCCUUGUCAAAUUUGAAGCAACUUUCCAUGAGUUCACCUGACUUGGUCCUUGAUUUUGAUUCUGAAUGGUUCCCUCCAUUUCAACUUAAACGUGUUAGAUUGGGAUGUGUGAGAAACAAACUUCCUGCAUGGCUAUUUAAACAGAGUUCUCUGAAAUAUCUUACAAUUGGAAACUCAAACACUUCAUUUGAACCUCUUGACAAGUUUUGGAACUUAGCAACUCAACUUGAAUUUCUCUCUUUAGAAAAUAACGUUAUCAAUGGGGACAUGUCAAAUGUGUUGCUAAACUCGAAAGUUGUUUGGUUAGUGGGAAAUAAUUUAAGAGGUGGCUUACCUCGUAUAUCAUCUGAAGUGGUUGUUUUACACUUACGUAAUAACUCAUUGUCCGGAUCCAUUUCUACUAUCUUGUGUCAAAAUAUGACAAAUAAAAGAAAUUUAGUGCACUUGAACAUGGCUUACAAUAAUUUAUCUGGAGAACUAACAGAUUGUUGGAAUGAUUGGGAAUCCCUGGUUCUUAUUAAUUUAGAACACAACAACCUAAUGGGUAAGAUUCCUAACUCAAUGGGCUCUUUGUCAAACCUUCGUUUUUUGUUUCUGGGAAGCAAUAAGUUCUUUGGGGAGGUUCCUCUUUCUCUAAGAAACUGUCAUAAUCUUUGUAUAUUUGAUGUUGGUCAUAAUAAUCUUUCUGGGGUUAUACCAAGCUGGUUGGGACAAAAUAUUAAAGGUCUUAAAUUGGCAUCCAAUCAAUUCAGCGGCAAUAUUCCCACAAAGAUAUGUCAACUCUAUUCCUUAAUGGUGAUGGAUUUUUCAAGUAACAGAUUAUCAGGACCUAUACCCAAUUGCUUGCAUAACAUCACAACCAUGAUUGCUAAUUAUGCUUCAACUCGCAGAGUCGGCUUCAUUCUUAAUUUUCCAGGUUUUUCAAUAACCAUUAUCAGUAGCAUCCGGAUCCUUAUAAAAGGAAACGAGUUAUCAUAUGUUGAUUUGAUGAAUGUGAUUGAUCUGUCAAACAACAACUUGUCUGGAAAUGUGCCUUUAGGUAUGUAUAUGCUCACUGGCCUACAAUCUUUGAAUUUGUCCCAUAAUCACUUAAUGGGAACAAUAUCAGAAGGGAUUGUCAACUUGAAAUCGUUAGAAUCCAUUGAUCUCUCAAGAAAUAAUUUCUCUGGAGAAAUUCCCAGAUCCAUGUCUGCCUUACAUUUCCUCGAGGUCUUGAAUUUGUCAUUCAAUAAUUUUAUGGGCAAAAUUCCAUCAGGGACCCAACUUGGUUCUACAAACCUCAGCUAUAUUGGCAAUCCUAGCCUUUGUGGACCUCCACUUACAAAUAUUUGCCCGGGAGAGGAAGAAUUCCAUCGUACAGAACCAAUGGAAGAAGAAGAAGAUGAUGAUAAAUCUGAAAUAUAUUCAUGGUUUUACAUGGGUCUAGGAAUUGGGUUUGCUGUGGGAUUCUGGGGAGUUCUGAUGAGUGCCAUUUUUUUCAACAGGAGAUGCAAUGGCGCUUACAUCUAUUGA
Molecule: messenger RNA, 2535 nt
Organism: Sphenostylis stenocarpa
Lineage: Eukaryota; Viridiplantae; Streptophyta; Magnoliopsida; Fabales; Fabaceae
Source: the annotation of a GenBank genome assembly